Hyaloscypha bicolor E is the source of this 2367-nucleotide messenger RNA. RefSeq names its product ubiquitin carboxyl-terminal hydrolase-like protein. Gene Ontology annotation, molecular function: protein binding; cysteine-type deubiquitinase activity; zinc ion binding. The coding region runs from base 1 to 2367 and encodes 788 amino acids. Gene Ontology annotation, biological process: protein deubiquitination. NCBI's taxonomy places the organism in Eukaryota, Fungi, Ascomycota, Leotiomycetes, Helotiales, Hyaloscyphaceae. The record is from RefSeq and is a predicted model, not a curated record. The transcript has 4 exons.
AUGGCUUGCAAGCAUGUGAACGCAGCUGAGCUGCAUCCACCUGGCCCGACACACUCAGUGUACAGAGAGGAUUGCACGCAGUGCUUCGACUCGAUAGAUGAUUCUGCCGGUUUGGAUGUCUGCCUUUACUGCUUCAACGGCGGUUGUACUGGUGACAGGAAGCACUCUCACCUCCACUACGCCCUCAAGAACCACCCCCUAGUCUUGAAUAUCCGACGAACUCGCCGAGUAGUUGUACGCGAUGAACCACCUCAGAAGAUGACAAAGAUCGCAAUCUCGGCGGAGACGGAGGCGGACAGAUACAACUACGAGACAACUGUCAGAUGCUACGAAUGCAACCUUGACAAUGUGGACAAAUUAACGGGCAAGCUGGGCGCGGCAGUAGAGGGAGUGAUGAAAGCAAACACGUUCUCUAGGCAAGAGGAAGUAAAGGCGUGGGAGCAAGUCUACACCUCUUGUGAACACAUUCUCACUCUUCAGCAAGAAGCUCCAAGGCAGAUCCAGUCGCAGGACCUUGGACACUGUUCUCUUUGUGACUUGCAGGAAAACCUUUGGCUAUGUCUGCAAUGUGGUAACCUUGGCUGUGGCCGUGCUCAGUUCGGAGGGCUUCGCGGACAUUCCCAUGGGCUGGAACACAAGAACACCACCGGGCACGCCGUCGCUGUCAAGCUGGGAUCCAUCACGCCCGAGGGGACGGCAGAUGUCUAUUGCUAUACGUGUGAUGAAGAACGCAUAGACAAUGAUCUUGGCAAACAUCUGGCUCACUGGGGAAUCAUCCUCGCGGAACGCCAGAAGACGGAGAAAAGCUUGACCGAGAUGCAGGUGGACGAGAACAUGCGAUAUGAGUUCUCCAUGACUGACGAAGACGGCCAUGAACUUCAAAAGCUGUUUGGAGGGGGUUUCACUGGUCUCAAGAACCUGGGGAACAGCUGCUAUUUGGCCAGUAGCUUGCAGUGUCUAUUCGAUUUGUCUCAGUUCAAGGACCGAUAUUACCUCCCCCAGGCCGAACUACCCGUCAUUGAAGAUCCUGCUCAGGACCUAGAGACCCAGUUGCGCAAACUGGGCGAUGGCUUACUUUCAGGCCGGUACUCUCAUCCAGACCCAGACGUUCGCUUCCCCGAAAACUCGCCCGAGGUUGCCUACCAGAGAGGACUUGCCCCAGCAAUGCUCAAGGUACUGAUCGGAAAAGGGCAUGAAGAGUUUUCGACAAUGCGGCAGCAAGAUGCCUUUGAGCUUCUCCUCCAUGUUUUCAAACUGAUUACCCGCUCUCAACAUAAGGCUCCUCUCCAGGACCCAGUCCGUUCUUUCCGUUUCGUCAUGGAGCAGCGUUUGCAAUGUCUUAGUUGCAAGCGGGUUCGAUAUCGGAGUGAUGAACAGGAUAACAUUUCCAUUCCAGUCCCGCUCAGAAAGAUCACUCAGCCAGCAACUGAAGCUGAAGAGGCUGGUGCCACCCCCAAGGUUGAUGAGUACGAAGCAGUGACCUUGAAAGAGUGCCUGGACAGCUUUACUUCCCAGGAAAUCGUGGAACUAACGUGUUCGGCUUGUGGCAGUAAGGAUGGGUUCUCGAAGCGAUCUCUUUUCCAAACCUUCCCGGACGUGCUAGUGGUGAACGCUCGGCGCUUUGUGAUUGUCAAUUGGGUACCUACUAAGGUCAAUGUUCCCGUCGUUGUUGGUGACGAACCUUUUCUUCUUGAUGCAUAUAAGUCGCCAGGUUAUCAGCCAUCCGAAGAACUUCUACCCGAGGACGCUGUGGAGAGCAAAACGUCAUUUUUGGCCAACGAAGAAGUUGCGCAACAGCUCGAAGGGAUGGGAUUUCCGCGAAACCGUUGCGAGAAAGCUCUCCACGCCACUGGAAAUGCGGAUGCAAACACAGCAAUGGAAUGGCUUUUUGCGCACAUGGAAGAUCCCGAUAUCGAUGCACCCCUCGAUUUUGGUGGUCAAGUUUCGACAAGCACAGCUGAUCCAGAGAAGAUCGAGAUGCUUGGUGCCAUGGGAUUCGGCCCACCACAGGCCCGCAAGGCCCUGAAGGAGACUGGUGGGGACGUGGAACGUGCCGUCGAAUGGCUUUUCAGCCAUCCUGACGAUCAAGGAGAAUUUGAAGAAGAAGAAUCUGCAGGCCCUGUCACAGGUGCUGUCAAGGAAGUUCCAGGAAACCGUGAGCUGCCGGCAAGCUUCCAGCUCCAAUCUAUCAUCUGCCACAAAGGCGCGAGCAUUCACGCUGGACACUAUGUUGCAUUCAUUAGAAAAUCAGUCUCUGGGGAGGAUGCUCCAGCAUGGGUUCUUUACAAUGACGAGAAGGUUGUCAAGGCAUUAGACGUUGAGGAAAUGAAGAAAUUCGCUUAUGUCUACUUUUUCAAGCGGACGUAA